UCGGGCCGAAAAAUGGGGCGACUCAGUUUCAAGUGGUUUUGUCUCGGAAGUAGGAGUUGAGUAGAGAACGAGUUUGGGAAGUGUUUGGUUACUUCUCAGAUUCUGUUCGUUGGAGAGAAAGAGAGAGAGAGAGAGAGAGAGAAGUUGCGAUGACGGUGGCUGCAGGAAUCGGUUACGCUCUGAUAGCGUUAGGACCCUCUCUCUCCCUCUUCGUUUCAGUAAUUUCGAAAAAGCCAUUCUUGAUUCUCACUGUUCUCUCGAGUACACUGUUGUGGCUUAUAAGUUUGAUUGUGCUGUCUGGAAUAUGGAGGGGGUUUUUGCCUCUGAAUUCAACAGCAUGGUGGCCUUUCGGAAUGCUCAUAUUCUCAUCCGUUGCUUUUCAAGAAGGGCUCAGGCUUUUCUUCUGGAAAUUAUAUACGAAGUUGGAAGAUAUGUUAGAUGCUUUUGCUGAUAGAGUAUCAAAACCUCAUCUUCAACUGACAGAUAAAAUGCUGAUUGCUCUGGCUGGUGGGUUGGGUCAUGGUGUUGCUCAUGCUGUGUUCUUCUGCAUCAGCCUAUUAACUCCUGCAUUUGGUCCAGCUACUUAUUUCAUUGACAGGUGUUCUCAGGUUCCAUUUUUCCUUCUUUCUGCAAUUAUUGCUCUUGCAUUUGUCACAAUCCACACUUUCUCAAUGGUCAUCGCAUUUAAUGGGUACACUGAAGGCAACAAAGUGGAUCAAUAUUUUGUUCCCAUUGUUCACGUUGUUGCAGGGAUGGUGACUCUCGUAAAUUUGGCGCCAGGGGGUUGCACUGUUGGCAUUCCUCUCCUCUAUUUUUUUGCAAUCCUGACCUUGAUUCAUUGUGGGAGGAUGGUUUGGAGAAGAUUGAGAGAAAGCGCAAUCAGGCCAGGUCUCUCAUAGUGGAUGAUCAUCUUUGUAAAAUAUCUGGUCUGUUGUUGCUUCAGUCCUCACCCUUCCGGUUGGAAUACCCAAGACACCGGUAGUUAUAUUGCACCAAAAGUGUUUCCUCGACGUUAUGCUCCCACUUUCUUAUAAUGGGUCACUUUACUGAAGUCGUGGUCGCCGAAGCGGGUUUGCUGAAGUCUUAGUCGUUUAGUAUUCAGGAAAAAAAGAAACUAGUAGAUUAAAAGAUCAUUGUUUAAAUUGGGCAUAUUACCCCACAAAACGUUGAAUUUUCAUUUUAUGUCGAAUAUUAGUCUUUGAAUUUUAAAACUAAGUCUCUUUUAUUUGGGUGUAAGUGUAUAUAUACGUUUUCAACUUGAGACGACACUAAUCUUUUAAGUUACACACAACGUACCUG
Messenger RNA from Abrus precatorius (Indian licorice), 1299 nucleotides. Its product is annotated as gamma-secretase subunit APH1-like. Lineage: Eukaryota; Viridiplantae; Streptophyta; Magnoliopsida; Fabales; Fabaceae. The record is from RefSeq and is a predicted model, not a curated record. Gene Ontology annotation, molecular function: protein-macromolecule adaptor activity. Bases 150 to 899 code for a protein of 249 amino acids. Gene Ontology annotation, cellular component: gamma-secretase complex; endoplasmic reticulum; membrane. The transcript is spliced from 6 exons. Gene Ontology annotation, biological process: positive regulation of catalytic activity; protein processing.